Messenger RNA from Frankliniella occidentalis (western flower thrips), 2327 nucleotides. Its product is annotated as germ cell nuclear acidic protein-like. Bases 122 to 1918 code for a protein of 598 amino acids. The record is from RefSeq and is a predicted model, not a curated record. The transcript is spliced from 9 exons. Lineage: Eukaryota; Metazoa; Arthropoda; Insecta; Thysanoptera; Thripidae.
GCAGCCUCGGCCACCAGUCCUCGACAGACGCGCGCGCAACACAGACGUCUUUGCUAGCAGUGUGUAGUGGUGCUUAGGGAUAGCCGAGGACCUCCCAUCUCACAAAACAACACAGGAUACCAUGAGGUGGCUCGUGCUCGUCGCGUUGGGCUGCCUGAUCGGGCUGGCCGCGGCGUCGCCCAUCUCCGGCCGCGACAAGAACGCCGUCGUCGACCAGGCUGACAAGAUGACCGCGGACAAGGCCGCCGUCGUUCCCGCCGUCGCCACUGGCCGCCAGUCAACGUCCGACAACCAGGUGUCCUCCUCGUCCGACGACGAUGAUGACGACGACGAUGACGACGAUGACCUGGGCCUCGACAUUGAGGACGAUGACGACGAUGACGACGACGAUGAUGACGACGAUGAUGAUGAUGACGACGACGACGCGACCCCCACGGGCCAGAACGCGCCCGCCGGCGGCAGCCAGGCGUCUCAGAGCGCGUCUAGCGACGACGACGACGAUGACGACGAUGAGGGGGACUACUUCGAGAGGUUCUUUGACGACUUCCUGGGAGACGACGAUGAUGACGACGACGACGACAAACCCGCCAAGCCGGCUGCUGCCCCGGCUCAGCAGAGCCCCGCGACCUCCGAGACGUCCGAGGACGGCGCAGGUGAAUUUUCGGCCAACGGCGAGCAGACGGACGGCGAGCAGACCGAGGACGGCGAGGGCCAGGGCCAGUCGGCCAGCGAGGUCUCUGCCGACGGCCAGGUGCAGGCUGCCUCCGAGACGACGCAGGAUGUGCAGGCCGCCCCCCAGGCCACCCAGGACGCUCAGGACGCCAGCUCCAGUGACGACGACGAUGACGACGAUGACGACGAUGAAGACGUCGGCGUAGACGACCUUGUGGAUGACGAGGAGGAGGACGACGAUGAUGACGAUGAUGACGAUGAUGACGACGACGUGGAGACGGACUUGGACGAUGUGGUGGACGAUGAGGCGAUUGAAGCGAAAAGAUCACGCGCCCUGCAGCAGGCCAGCCCCUCGGCCGCCUACAUCACCAAGUACAACCGCUUCGUCGACACGAUCCUCGAGCGCGUCAACAAGAUCCUACGCAGGUCCUACGACCCCGUCAACGUCAAGCUCACGCCCGGCGAGAAGGCCGCCGUCAAGUCGGCCGACAAGGACAAGAAGAAGAAAAAGAAGAAGAACGCCGGCAAGCAGCAGCAGAGGGAGGGCGAGAUGAUGGCCAAGACCGACGACGCGGACAGCGCCACCACCAUCAUCGCCGACAGGACGACCACGGCGGCCAUCACCACUCCGACGACACCAGCGCCUCUGGCCGCCAGCAGCAACGGCACCUCCAGGGCGACGGGCAGAGCGCACGGCACGGCCAGGGCCAAGAGCACCAAGAACAAGAACAAGAAAAAGCAAGGCACCAAGUCGCAGCACCCUCGCGCCAAGGCCACGCUGUACGGUUUGUCCUCCAUCAAACGGUCCGGAGACGUCACAGUCAACAUGAUGAACACACACACCACGGUGCGCACCAAUUUCCUGCUCGGGCCGCUGGUCCUGAAGGUGGAGAAGGAGUUCGGGCGCGGCGCCAAGAAGGAGCUCCGCAGCGCCACCGCGACCACGGCCGAGAUGACGGGCAGGUUGAACCUGAGGGUGAUGCACGGCGGUGCCGCGACGCUGCAUUCCAUCCGGGUCAUGCAGCCCAAGCAGGUCCGCAUGCAAACCACGUUGCAAACCAGUCUUGGGGCGGGGGCGGGAAACAGCAGUAAGGUGCGCGUCGAGAGCGCGGACGACCACGACCGGACGCGCGAGUUCGUCUGGUCCCGGAGCAGCCACAUCGCGCACCUCGUCUCGCAAAAGCUGACGUCGGCGACCCGGUCCAUGCUGCAGCCUCCCCCCGGCCCCGGGGACGUGGAGGCCUGAGCGGCGCGGCUCGCAAGCGGCGCGUUGCGGCGCGGCGCACCAGAGCGCAGCGGAACCAAGAUCUCAUGAACACGGAAGCCCACAACAGGGACGCUACGCUGAACAGGGCCGCUCCUCGACACCUAAUAGGAGUAAUGAGCGCAGCUCCAAAGCGGCUGUCAUCUUUGUGUCCACGGCCUCGGCCUCUGGCUCCAGUUAUGAGCAGCCGAGGUUGAGGCCGAGGCAGACAACGACAAUCUUUUAUGGGGGGGAAACGCGUCAACGAAAGUACGCUGGCGAACUAUUUAAAAAAAAACAACAACAAACAAACAUAGAGUCAAAACAUUUAUUUCCAUCAGAGCUAAAUUACAUCCGUAAGGACGGCAACUCAUGCUUAGUAGAAAGCCGUCAACUAGUAAAAGUAGCAGAG